AUGUACAGGGCUGUGUGUGUGGUGCUGUGUGCCUGCCUGUACCUACCAGUGCUGCACUGUGAGAACCUGCUCUGCUACUACUGCCCCCUGCUGUCGAAAGACAGGGAAUGCAGCUUCGUCCUCGCCGAGUGCCCGCCACAGGAGCUCUGCUUCACAGCCAGCGGGAGCUACGGGGGCCGGGUCGCCCUCUCCGCGCGGGGCUGCAUGUCCCAGCAAGACUGCCUCUCGGAGCACACCGUCCCUCACAAAGGGACCAACUUCACCAUGAGCUACAGCUGCUGUGACUGGCACUACUGUAACUCCGCUUCACGCGGCUCAGUCUACUCUGCAACCAUCGCCCUGGCAACGGCUGCAGCGAUCAUUCUACCUGCCUGGCUAUGCUAG
Messenger RNA from Anguilla rostrata (American eel), 384 nucleotides. RefSeq names its product protein Bouncer-like. The transcript is spliced from 2 exons. The record is from RefSeq and is a predicted model, not a curated record. Gene Ontology annotation, cellular component: membrane. Gene Ontology annotation, biological process: sperm-egg recognition. Bases 1 to 384 code for a protein of 127 amino acids. NCBI's taxonomy places the organism in Eukaryota, Metazoa, Chordata, Actinopteri, Anguilliformes, Anguillidae.